AUGUCGGAUGCCUGUGAUGCUCCUCCGAGAUACAGCUCUAUGAAGCCAAAUGUUACUAAACCCAAUUAUAAUCCUGGGGACAGAGUAUACUUCAAGUGUCGACCAGGAUACAAGUUUAUACCACUUUUUCGUUCCGUAUUUUCCGUUUGUCAGCCUAAUAACACAUGGACACCUCUCAACGAGGCUUGUACAGAAAAAUUAUGUCAACAUCCAGGAGAACCUGUAAAUGGCCAGGUAGUUGGUGUAAAUGGAUCUUUUAUCUUUGGUUCACAAGUUCACUAUUCUUGUAAUGAGGGUUUUCGGUUAAUUGGAAAAAGAAUUCUAUAUUGUGAACUUUCUAGUAAUGACGAAAAUACAGUGAUUUGGAGUGAUGAUCCCCCACUAUGUACAAAGAUAAUGUGUCCGUCACCUGGAAAAAUACCAAAUGGAAAACAUACCGGUAGUGAGAAGGAUGAAUUUGAAUAUAAUGAAGGGGUAACUUACAGUUGUGAUCCUUCAAGUGGACCAGACGAAUAUUCACUUAUUGGAGAGAGGAGGCUUAUUUGUUCUGGUGAUGGUGUAUGGAGUAGUGACCCUCCUCAGUGUAAAGUGGUCAAGUGUGAUCAUCCUGUAAUUGAACAUGGAAGACUGGUAUCAGGAAUCAGAGACAAAUAUUCCUACCAAGCAGUGGUUCUAUUUGAAUGCCUCCCAGGCUUCUCUCUUAAUGGCAGCAACCCGGUGUUCUGUGGUGGGAGAAGUACUUGGGAGCCUGCGAUGCCCGAGUGUAUCAGAGACGCAGGAAUCAUUGCUGUGAUUGUUCUUACUAUUCUUGUUGGCCUUGCGGUACUUUGCACCUGCCUGUAUAGAUGUUUUCAAAGGGAGAAGAAAGGGUAA
Messenger RNA from Neomonachus schauinslandi (Hawaiian monk seal), 873 nucleotides. RefSeq names its product CD46 molecule (gene CD46). Gene Ontology annotation, cellular component: cell surface. The record is from RefSeq and is a predicted model, not a curated record. Lineage: Eukaryota; Metazoa; Chordata; Mammalia; Carnivora; Phocidae. The transcript has 8 exons. Gene Ontology annotation, biological process: negative regulation of complement activation, classical pathway. The coding region runs from base 1 to 873 and encodes 290 amino acids.